AAUCUCAGAAAUAUUUAUUUAAUUAAUUAUAAUUCGACCAUGGAUAGCAGUAAUUCGGAAUACCAUCCAUCCUUCACCUGCAAAUUGACGAAACACGAAUUCAUGGUCGAAAACCCCGUCGUCACCGGCGAUAUCGACUUCCACUUUUCUUUUCACGUGGAAUUUUCGGAUUGGAUAUUCCGGCAAGAUUCGGAGAUGCCGCAGUUUGUCCGACAACUCAGCCACCCUGUAAUCAAUCACGUUGUUCGCGUGAGGCGCGGGAAUUUAUUUUCAGAAAAGACGAAAAGAUCCGUCGAGGAAGAGCUCAAGGACCGGUUCCGUGUCGAAGAAGUUGACCGUAUUCGAGGGUUGGUCGAUUAUGCGUGGGGCGAGGCCAAUAAAAUCGUCAUGUCGAAUCUUUCGUGCUUCAGUCGUCUCAAUCUCGAGAUUGAUGUUUUGUUGGAACACCGAGUUGUUUUUCUCGAGGAAGUUAUUAGCAGUAGUGUUCGUUUGAUUCCGGCGGCCGAUUCGUCGAUCGAGGGGCUGAAGACGGUGGACGUUGUUGAAGAUCGUUCUCGCCGGAAUAUUCUUUUUACGGGAUGUUGCUCGAUUUGCUUGGAAGACUUUUCCGGCGGCGGCGAUUGUGAAGAAGAGUUAUUGUUGUUAUCGAUGCCGUGUUCGCAUAUUUUUCACGGCGAUUGUAUCAAGACGUGGCUGAGGACUAGCCAUUAUUGCCCGCUUUGCAGAUUCGAGAUGCCGACGAGUUCGAUAUAGAUCAAGAAUGUUCGAUAUAGAUCAAGAAUGACGUAUUAAUUGAAAUAUUUU
Messenger RNA from Erythranthe guttata (spotted monkey flower), 804 nucleotides. The record is from RefSeq and is a predicted model, not a curated record. NCBI's taxonomy places the organism in Eukaryota, Viridiplantae, Streptophyta, Magnoliopsida, Lamiales, Phrymaceae.